GGUUCAACGGGCUGGCGAGGAAGGCUGGGGAAAGCGCCGAGGCCGAAGGGGAGCCGACGGCACUGCCCACGCCGGCAGAGCGGGAGGCCGAGGCUCGCUUCGUGAGCACGGCGCCCACGCUGAAGCUCCUCAACCACCACCCGCUGCUGGAGGACCUGCUGCACGAAGCCUUCCUGAAGAAGGACUACCUGGGCCAGCUCCACUUCGAGAAGGUCUCGCUGGCUGAGGAUGAUGACAGGCUCAUCAUCCGCAAUGGCAACAACGUGGAGUCGCCGCCAGUGUACGACUCCUACGAGGUGGAGUACCUGCCCAUCGAGGGGCUGCUCAGCACCGGGCGCCACUUCUUCGUGGAGCUCACCACCGACAGCAGCGGGGCCGCUGCGGGCAUGGCGCUGCGCUAUGAGGCCUUCGAGCAGGGGCAUUGCUACGAGCCCUUUGUCAAGUACGGGAAUUUCACGGCCAGCGACCCCCGGUACCCUGUGGGCACCACGGUGGAGUUCACCUGCAACCCCGGCUACACGCUGGAGCAGGGCUCCACCAUCAUCGAAUGUGUUGACCCCAGCGACCCGCAGUGGAAUGAGACGGAGCCAGCGUGCCGCGCGGUGUGCAGCGGGGAGCUGACGGAUGCAGCCGGCGUGGUGCUGUCGCCCAACUGGCCGGAGGCGUACGGCAAGGGCCAGGACUGCAUCUGGGGGCUGCACGUGGAAGAGGACAAGCGCAUCAUGCUGGACGUCCGUGUGCUGCGGCUGGGCACAGGGGACGUGCUGACCUUCUACGAUGGGGACGACCUGACGGCACGCAUCCUGGGCCAGUACACGGGUGCCCGCGGCCGCUUCAAGCUCUACGCCUCCACUGCCGAUGUCACUGUCCAGUUUCAGUCUGACCCCGGUGCCGGCACCUUUGCCUAUCGGCAAGGCUUUGUCAUCCACUUCUCCGAGGUCCCUCGUAACGAUACCUGCCCUGAGUUGCCGGACAUCGCCAAUGGCUGGAAGACGUCCUCGCAGCCAGAGCUGCUCCAUGGCACCGUGGUCACCUACCAUUGCUACCCCGGCUUCCAGUUGGCCGGCACCGACCUCCUGCUCCAGGGGAAGCCAGCCCUGCAGCUGCCCCUUGCCGGCUCCCACCCCUACGACCACAUCACCGUGGAGUCGGCUUUCGACAACCCCACCUACGAGACCGGAGAGACGAGGGAAUAUGAGGUGUCCAUCUAG
Opisthocomus hoazin is the source of this 1211-nucleotide messenger RNA. The record is from RefSeq and is a predicted model, not a curated record. Lineage: Eukaryota; Metazoa; Chordata; Aves; Opisthocomiformes; Opisthocomidae.